CAAUAUCGCGGAAAUAGUGUGCCAUAACCUCAAAUAAAUUUGGAAGUUUCUCCCCUUUUUUGUGGAAGAAUUUUGUGAAGAAAAAAAAAACCCCGGAAAACUCCACAAUGGACAAUAAAACCAACGUGGAUGGUCACCUGAAGAAGACUAUCAAGGGAAAUGGUGGACUUGAUAAGUUGAGGCUGAAGUACUCAACAAAAAUGAAGCGUCAUUCCGGCACUCAAAUCAGCGCCAAAUUUGCUUUGCGUGUGCUGCAGAAGCAAAAACUUAUUGCCCAGAAGCAAACAAACAUCCCCGAGAAGAAGCCGGUGAAGGAAAUCAGGAAGGAAAUUAAGGAGAAGAUUGAGAAGCCCAAAGAGAUCAUCAUUCCGGAGAAGACUUCAUCACUUCAGGAGGAAGUUCCAGAGAAACUCCAGGAGAAAGCUCAAGAGACACCACAGAAUGCAAUUGAAGUGCCGGAGAAUGCACCUUCCGGAACUACCCAAGACAUUGUCAUGGAGAUAGUUAGUGAGCCGGAAAGGGCGAUCCCUGUUCAAGAGUUCACAGAGUUUGCGCAGGAAAUGAAGCGUAUUGAGCAACUGAAGGCCGGACUUUCAGAUGAUGCAAAGCAGAUUCGGGAUUUGAUUGAGCAGUAUGAGCAGCAGAAGAGGGAUUGUCAGGAGAUGAUUGACAACAAUGUCAGGAAGGUCCAGGAGCUUAAUGCUAAACUGCGAUUGAUUACCCACAAGAAGAAAAUUAUGGAUGAGAAGGUUUGCGCAAUGGAAGUAGAAUCUCAAAACAUGAACAAACGCUUCGAUGAAAUGGAAAAGCAGAAGAUUUUACUUAUUGCCAAAUACGAAAACUUCAUGAGCAAUAUUGUCUUGCGCGAGGAAACGUCCAAUUAAAAAACAAAUAAUUACUUCUUUUCCUUUCAUUUGAAGAUUAUUAAUUUUCUUAUUAAAACGUGAAUUACCCAUUGCAUCACGUAAAAAAAAUCCUAUUUUACGGAAAUAUUUUAAGUACCAGUGAAAUAUUUUAUACUUUGUUAAAAAUAUUGAAAAUAUAAUGAAAUUUAUGUAUUUAAUUGAGUACAAAAAGAACACUUCUCACCUUAAAGAUGUUGCCAAAAAUUACAAGAAAUAAGAAUUUAAAUAAAUGAUUAUUAAUUGAAUUUAAAAAA
Molecule: messenger RNA, 1159 nt
Organism: Lutzomyia longipalpis
Lineage: Eukaryota; Metazoa; Arthropoda; Insecta; Diptera; Psychodidae
Exons: 4
Coding region: 108-884 (258 amino acids)
Source: RefSeq, a predicted model, not a curated record